AUUAUUAUAUUAUGAAAAUUAAUGAAAAGAAUUGAAAUGUAAAUGAAAAAAUAUACAUAUUAAUAUUUACAAAAAAUUCCCUUAUGUUCUACAAGAAAUGUAGGUUAGAUGAAUUGAUGCAAUAUAUCGAAGCAAUAAAUCUAAUGACAGUUAGAUCAUAUUCGCACGUGUUGAUAUGGCGCAGAAUAUUGCAAUUCUGUCCACGAUUCCUAGGUUAUCUUACCAUCUUCAAAUGCAACUUCCAAACUUAAUGAUAUUUGACGUUUCGCCAGAUAAAUAUGAUACAUUAUCAAAAUUACAAAAUGCAGAUAUAUUGAUAACUGAUUGCGAUUUAUUUUUACCAUAUAUAAAUAAAUUACCAUCUUUAAAGUGGGUACAAACAACAUGGGCUGGUAUUGAACCAUUAGCUUCAAAUUUAAAAGAUAAAAAUAUUAAUUAUUCUAUUACACGCUUCUCAGAUAAAUCUUUUGGUUUAGCUAUGUCUGAAUAUGUGAUAGCACACAUUUUUAAUUUUGAACGUAAUCAAAAGCAGCAAUAUCAAAAUCAAAAACACAACCAAUGGAUGAAAGAUGGAAAAAUUUCUGAUCAUAGACUUAUUUGUGACUUAUCUGUAGGUAUUCUAGGUUUAGGAAAUAUUGGCAAAUCAAUUGCAGAAAAAUUAAAAAUAUUUGGAGCAACUGUAUGGGGAAUGUCAAGAACACCACUUAAAGAAAAUUUAAAUUAUCUUGAUGAACAUAGAACAACUGCAUAUCUGUCUGAAAUACUAACAAACUGUGACUAUAUUAUUAAUGUUUUACCAUCUACACCUAAUACUUUAGGAUUAUUAAAUGGAAAUGUAUUACAAAGUUGUCAAAAUCGGGGCAGUGUUUUUAUCAAUAUAGGUCGAGGUACAAUUAUUAAAGAAACAGAUUUAUUACAUGCUCUUGAGCAACAAUGGAUUUUAGGAGCAAUUUUGGAUGUUUUUGAAGAAGAACCAUUAUCAAAAAAAAGUAAAUUAUGGACAUUACCACAGGUUACUAUUUCACCACAUAUCUCAGGUAUAUCUCGUGCUCAAGAUGUUGUGAAAUUUUUUAUUCAAAAUUAUGAGAAAUAUAUCAAAGGUGAAACAUUGUUGAAUAAAGUAAAUUUAGUAGAAGGUUAUUAAAUAUAAAUAGUUUAAUAAUAUGUAGAAAUUUUCUAUCAAAGUUUUGAAUACUUUUAAUACAAUAUAAACUUAACUAAACUUAUUAAACAUAAUUUUAUGAUUUAUAAAAUAACUAUUUUAAUAAUUUAUUAUAAUAUAUAUUAUAAUAUAUAUUAUUAUUAAAAAAUAUUUUUUGAAAAAAUAAUUAUUCUGUUUCUUGAACAACUGGACUUGAAAAUGGUUUCAAACCUCGUAUUGUAAGAUCAUAAACUACUUCUUCCACUUUUUUAACAGCAUAUUUUAGGCCAUCAAAACGUUUUCGUAGAGAAUCAUUUUUUAAAUUUAAAAGUCUAAAACCUGCAUUUAAAUCAUUUACAAAACGUGCUAUUUCUAUAGGUCGAUUAUAAUCACCAUUAGUAACACUAUUUACAGCAAAACGACUCUGAAA
Messenger RNA from Apis florea (little honeybee), 1571 nucleotides. RefSeq lists its product as uncharacterized. Gene Ontology annotation, molecular function: NAD binding. The record is from RefSeq and is a predicted model, not a curated record. Lineage: Eukaryota; Metazoa; Arthropoda; Insecta; Hymenoptera; Apidae.